This is a messenger RNA of Aspergillus ochraceoroseus IBT 24754, 826 nucleotides long. Its product is annotated as Vps55 family protein. The record is from RefSeq and is a predicted model, not a curated record. The transcript has 3 exons. Gene Ontology annotation, cellular component: endosome; Vps55/Vps68 complex. Lineage: Eukaryota; Fungi; Ascomycota; Eurotiomycetes; Eurotiales; Aspergillaceae. Gene Ontology annotation, biological process: late endosome to vacuole transport via multivesicular body sorting pathway. The coding region runs from base 179 to 565 and encodes 128 amino acids.
UUUUCAUUCAUUAUUGAUCCAUCCAUCGAUCGAUCGGAUAGAUCGGUCGGGACUCUACGCUUGUUUUAUCUUCCCUAGGGAAGUACAAUUCUCGUCGAUAUCCGCUUGCGCAACAGGAGCUGUUACACCCUCCGCCUUCUGCCUUUUUCGAGUUGGACGCACCUGCGUCUCCGCAGUCAUGACGGCCGGUCUUAAGACGAUCAUUGCUCUCUCCUUUGUCCUCGCCAUUGGAUUCCUCCUUGUUAUUCUCUCGUCGGCUCUCUGGCCCAGCUUCCUGCCGCUGACCGUCGUUGCAACUUACGUUAUUGCGCCUCUCCCCAACUGGAUUUGUUCACGAUGUGCAAACCCAGAUGAUUUUAUGGAUAGCUCUGGUAGCGCUGUCGCAGACUUUGGCCGUUUCAUUACCGGUUUCCUGGUUCUUAUGGGUAUUGCCCUUCCGGCCGUUCUUGCGCACAGUGGUGAGAUUGAAAUUCCCGCCAUGAUCAUGUCUAUCCUGGGUGGUCUUUUGAUCUACGGAACGAUCAUCAGUUUCUCAAUGUUUUUCCGUGAGCAGGAGGAAUUUUAAAGGGUUGGGUCGGUUGAAUGCAGGGAGGGUAAGGUUAGUUACUGGGUACUUUCAUCGCUACCCUAUAGUAACCCCUAUAACAACCGGUGACCUUUGGUCUAUAAUACGGAUCAUUUUUCCCAUUUUAUUUUUCAAUUUUUCAUGAAUAUUUUUUUUGUCUUUGACGUAUGCAAAGAGCACUUGAUGUCGACUUUACAUGAAAUUCCGUCAUUGAUUCUACAGUCCGUUCUUAGGUGAUAUGAUUCAUUGAUGUACUAUAGC